GCCUCGGCAGUGAGUAGACUCGGUACCCAUACUGGGUUCACUGUCACUGAAGUCUUUGGUCUGCUUUUUACAUAACAGUUGACAAACAUGGCUACAAUGGCGAGUGCAGGCCUGCUUAGCCCCCUCCAUUGCCACCUCAGCGAGCUUCCGCUUUUGGGUUCGAGCUCGAUCCGCAACAAGCUCGCAGAAUUUCGGUUCUGUCAGCCCAAUAUCGCUCUAAAGCACGCAAGAAAUGCGUCCAUUGUUCCGGUCGUACGAGCGCAGAGUUCUUCUGGUUAUGUCCCAGACUCCAAAUUUUACAAAGUCGAAGCGAUUCUGAGGCCCUGGCGUGUUUCGCAGGUUUCUUCGGCUCUGCUGAAAAUUGGAAUUCGUGGUGUUACUGUAUCUGAUGUUCGAGGCUUUGGUGCUCAAGGUGGUUCAACAGAGAGGCACGGUGGCUCUGAAUUUUCUGAAGACAAUUUUGUUGCUAAGAUUAAAAUGGAGAUUGUAGUGAGCAAAGACCAGGUUGAGGCUGUGGUUGACACAAUAAUUGAGGCAGCCAAGACUGGAGAAAUCGGCGAUGGCAAGAUUUUGUGGUGCCAGUCUCAGAUGUAAUCAGAGUUCGCACUGGGGAGCGUGGAGAGAAGGCGGAGAAGAUGACAGGAGGGCUGUCUGACGUGUCCUCUGCUUGAGUGAGAUUUGACGAAACUUGAUGAGUACCACUCUAUUCAACCCCCCAUCCAAUCUUCCCUCCUUGUCCGUUAGAUCUUAGAAGAUUAGUGCUUUAUUUUCGGACUGUAUGCAGUGAUGGAAGAGUAGAAUAAGGUGUAAUACCAGUCCUGUAGCUUCUAUCUUUUCUCAGAAGGCAAAUCGGUAGAAAAUAACCCGGCGGUUGUUUCCCCUCUUACUUAUUAAAUAAAGUAGUGAGCUUAUUAGCGAUGAAGAAGAAUUUCCUAACAAAAAUAGGUGGGUUACUUGUCUCUGUCUUUGGAAGAUGAAUGCUAUCUGGUCUAUGUAAGCUUGUUUUACUUGUCA
Malus domestica (apple) is the source of this 1014-nucleotide messenger RNA. RefSeq names its product nitrogen regulatory protein P-II homolog. Lineage: Eukaryota; Viridiplantae; Streptophyta; Magnoliopsida; Rosales; Rosaceae. Gene Ontology annotation, molecular function: enzyme regulator activity; ATP binding. Gene Ontology annotation, cellular component: cytosol; chloroplast thylakoid. Gene Ontology annotation, biological process: regulation of nitrogen utilization. The record is from RefSeq and is a predicted model, not a curated record.